AUGAAGAGAACACACUGGAGGCUCCUCCAGAUCCUGCUCUUCCUCUUCGCUCUCAACUCCGUCUCUCUUGUCCUCUACUUCACCUCUCACCACUACCACAACGACAACACGAGCAACAGUAACUCCGUAACGGAAAACAGCCUUAUUCUAACGGAAAACCGCCGCCGGCAGCAGCAUUCUUUAAAGCCGUGGCCAAUCCUGCCUUCCUAUCUCCCUUGGUCACCGGACCAGAAAGUUGUUCCACGCUCCUGCGAGGCGUACUUCGGGAACGGCUUCACUCGGCGCGUAGAUCUCCUCCCUAGUUCAUCUAUUCGCGGAGCGGGGUCGUCGGGUGGCGGCGGAUGGUUCAGGUGCUUCUAUAGUGAGACGCUUCGUAGUUCGAUUUGCGAGGGAGGGAAGGUGAGGAUGGUGCCGGAGAGGAUUAAGAUGACGAGAGGAGGUGAGAGUUUGGAGGAGGUGGUUGGGAGGGGAGAGGAGGAGGAGCUGCCGGAAUUCGAAGACGGUGCUUUCGAGGUGCUUGGGGUUGGUGGACAGAGGGAGAAGAGGAGGCGGCUUGCGAAUCAAGAGUUUUUGGAUCAGUACAUCCGUGAAGGUCAGAUUAUGCGGCAUACAAUGCGGGAGCUUCUGAAAUCGGCUCGUGUAGUGGAGGAUAACGAAUUCCAGUGCGAUGAGUGGAUUGAGGAGCCAACACUAUUUGUUACAAGGUUUGAGUAUGCAAAUCUAUUUCAUACUGUUACUGAUUGGUACAGCGCCUAUGUGUCUUCUAGAGUGACUGGCUUACCUAAUCGGCCACGUCUGAUUUUUGUGGAUGGUCACUGUAAGGCACCAUUGGAACAAACAUGGAAAGCCUUAUUUUCAGGUCUUAGGUAUGCCAAGAACUUCAGUGGUCCUGUGUGUUUCCGCCAUGCUAUUCUCUCACCUCUGGGUUAUGAGACUGCACUAUUCAAGGGACUUACUGAAGAAAUAAAUUGUCAAGGGGCGUCUGCACCUGAUCUGUGGCAAAAACCUGAUGACCAGAAGACUGCCCGAUUAUCAGAGUUUGGAGAAAUGAUCAGAGCCGCUUUUGGGUUUCCUGUAAAUCGGCACCGCAUAGAAAAGCCAGCCUUAGGUCACAAUGUACUCUUUGUUCGACGUGAAGAUUAUCUUGCCCAUCCUCGCCAUGGUGGUAAAGUAGAAUCAAGGCUAAGCAAUGAGGAAGAAGUGUAUGAUUCAUUACAGAAAUGGGCAUCUAAUUACUCAGAAUGCAAAAUAAACCUUGUCAAUGGAUUGUUUGCACACAUGUCCAUGAGGGAGCAAGUUCGACUCAUACAAGAUGCUUCAGUAAUUAUCGGUGCUCAUGGUGCAGGUCUCACUCACAUAGUAUCGGCAACACCAAAGACCGUGGUUCUGGAGAUUAUUAGCAGCCAAUUCAGACGUCCGCAUUUUGCAUUGAUUGCCCAGUGGAAAGGGUUGGAAUAUCACGCUAUCAAUCUUCAUGGAUCGUAUGCCAGACCUGUUGUGGUUAUCGAGAGGCUUAGCAAAAUCUUGAGAAGUCUUGAAUGCUGAUAAUUUCUUCGGUUUGAUCUGGAAUUACUAGAUGAUUCUGUUUCAUAGAAGUGGAAGAUUGUGAAAAGUUCUCUCUGCUGACAGAUAACUUGGAAGGCGCCCUUUGAACAAUGGAUGGAACUUGGGAGUGUAGUAGAGCUCAUCCUUGAAUACAAUGAAGAUUGGUGGUUCCGUGCUAGUUGAUUCAGGUGGCGGUUGAUGCUUGCUGACUACUGCUGUGGUAUGCUAUCGUGACACUGAUUAUCGCUGAAGAUGUCCUAGUCAAUACUUAUGUCUUUAGGCAAGGGAUUGUCUGCCCAAGUAUUUAGUUUUGCUUGGGAAUGGCAGUCCCUAAUCCCAUACACCACUGCCUUCUUGUACGAUAGAGAACACAUAUUUAACUCCAUUUGAUUUUUUCACAAAAUAGAGAUACCAUUCCACCUGAUGGAAUUUUGUGUUGUAUCACAUAGGAACAAUGUAUAUGCACUCAUCCUCUGAUUAUGAGGAGGAUGUGAAUUGAGCUUGAAAUUACCAUUACUUCACUUGCU
Messenger RNA from Tripterygium wilfordii, 2072 nucleotides. Its product is annotated as beta-1,2-xylosyltransferase-like. Gene Ontology annotation, molecular function: glycosyltransferase activity. Bases 1 to 1545 code for a protein of 514 amino acids. The transcript has 3 exons. The record is from RefSeq and is a predicted model, not a curated record. NCBI's taxonomy places the organism in Eukaryota, Viridiplantae, Streptophyta, Magnoliopsida, Celastrales, Celastraceae.